Molecule: messenger RNA, 1482 nt
Organism: Juglans microcarpa x Juglans regia
Lineage: Eukaryota; Viridiplantae; Streptophyta; Magnoliopsida; Fagales; Juglandaceae
Product: transmembrane protein 45B
Exons: 2
Coding region: 428-1258 (276 amino acids)
Source: RefSeq, a predicted model, not a curated record
UUUCUUUUCUUAAUAUCCCAAUAGGUAUUUAUACAUAUUUUUUUUUUUAAUUUUUUGCUUCGUUUAGUCUUUACUAGUCAGCGAAACACGGCAGAAUGAAACCCAUCAAAUUACUAGAAUCAUUAUAUUUUCUGUAAUCUGCUACGCCUUCUCAGAAAGAAACAAAGUCUGCUAUGCCGGGGAAAAAAAAGUCAGCGACAGGAGGCAUUCAACGUAUGUACCCAUAAGUCUGAGACAGAUUGAAGAAAUGAAGGCAAUUUUAAGUAUGGACAAUGAAACUUCCUCUUACUAGAUCAGAGACUUUUGGCUCAUUCAAGAACACAAAGAAAAGCCCCAGAAUUCACAAAAGAAGACCGUUCAGAAGCUCAGCUGAUUGCAUCUCAGAGUUGCAAAGAUACGCGCAAAAGCAAAAAAAAAAGAAAAGAAGAUGGGUUCUUUCAAGGGUCAUGCUUUGCCAGGAUCAUUGUUUCUGUUAGUUGGGGUGUGGCACAUAUGGAGCGCUGUGGUUCGAUACGUGGCGAACCCGAAAACGUUCAAGGUUCGGGUUUGGAACCCCGUACCGGGUUUUGACGGAAGGCUCAAGUAUUUUGAGCUUUAUCUUAUUGCAAUUGGUGCCUUUAUUGAUAUGUGUAUUGAGCUUUUGUAUUCGACCCACCUCAAGUUUUUUGUGAAUGGGGUCCUGAACCCGUCCCACAUGAAUGAUUUCGAGCACUCUGGGAUGCUCCUAAUGUUCUUCAUCUUUGGUUUGGUUGCUCUGCUCUCUGAGAAAACAAGUCUUGUUCCCUUGCCAGAAGGAGCUCUUUGUUUCAUUGCUGCCACAGCAUUCUGUGCAGAGUAUCUCCUAUUCUACUUUCACUCAACAACCCAUAAAGGACUUGAAGGGUACUACCACCUUCUCCUUGUUCUCCUGAUAGGACUUUGCAUAAUGUCGACGCUUACUGGAGCCCUCCUACCGACAAGCUUCCCAGUUGAUUUGUGUAGUGGCAUUGCUAUAACUCUUCAAGGUCUUUGGUUCUAUCAGACUGCCUUUACUCUCUAUGGCCCGAUGAUGCCAGAAGGUUGUCAGAUUAAGGAAAGCAUGGUUUCUUGUCACUCAAAAGAUAGUGAGGUCCGAGGUGAGUUGCUUGCAAACUUCCAGCUCUUUUCUUUGGUCCUUGGUGUCCUUGUUGCAGUUGUGGGAUCAUAUGCUUUUGCAGCUUCACGAUAUGGGCAUUCUGAACUUGGGAGUCUGCAUGCUGUUCAGGAUGGAUUAGAUUGAGAUUAGAGUAGGGUAUCCAAUCUUUCUUAAGUCCCUGUUGUUUACAGCCUUAUCAAAGGAGUCACGUUGAUAUCUUCUGGGUGUGAAAUUGUUUUAUUCUAUUUGCAUAUCGGUCGGAUGUGUACAUCAACAAUGUAAAGAAUUAGAAUUGCUGCUCUUUUUAGCUGGUAAAAAUAAAACAAUGUUUUUGUCUAUGAAAAAUAUAUAAAAUGCUAUGUGCGUCC